Messenger RNA from Anneissia japonica, 2064 nucleotides. RefSeq names its product serine/threonine-protein kinase PLK4-like. Lineage: Eukaryota; Metazoa; Echinodermata; Crinoidea; Comatulida; Comatulidae. The transcript has a single exon. Bases 63 to 1850 code for a protein of 595 amino acids. Gene Ontology annotation, cellular component: extrinsic component of cytoplasmic side of plasma membrane. Gene Ontology annotation, molecular function: signaling receptor binding; ATP binding; non-membrane spanning protein tyrosine kinase activity. The record is from RefSeq and is a predicted model, not a curated record. Gene Ontology annotation, biological process: protein phosphorylation; cell differentiation; innate immune response.
UUCAGUUUUUCUGGCUGCAAUAUAUUACUCCCCUUGAGUAUUCUUUGCAAUAGUGACGUGGAAUGGAUCCUACUACUACUCUACUACUUGCCAAACAACCACCAUCACUAAAACAAGAGCAAGACAGUCCUCACGAGACGGAAAUACAAGUUGAUGAUGUACUAAUUGGUAGAGAGCUUGGUAAUGGGGAAUUUGGAAAAGUGUAUGAAGCAAAUUGGGUGAGCAAGAAACAUUUGGUUGCUGUCAAGAUUGUAGAAGUUUGUCCAGACAGGAAGUGCAAUGUCCAGGUUUUCCUUGGUCUUAACCAUCCUAAUCUGUUGAGAAACUUUGGGAUAAUCAGAACAACCAGCUGGAUAAUAAUGGAACUAUCACCACAUGGAAAUCUACUGCAGUAUUUGAUGAAUAAAAACGAUCAACUGACAUCAAACACUCGUCACUCUUGGAUCUAUGACUUAAUUUAUGGAAUCAUUUUUCUCCACGAGAAUGGUGUAAUACAUCGGAAUUUAAAAUCUUCAAACUGUUUUAUAUUUGAUUCUUGCUUGAAAAUUAGCGAUGGACUUACAAAUCAGAGGUCAUUUAAUAAUACUGAUGAGUAUCUAGAUAGCAAUGUUCCAUGGAUGGCACCAGAGGUUCUUGGAGACCCCACCAGAACAAGUAUAAUGUCAGAUAUCUAUUCCAUUGGCAUUGUUGUCAAUGAAAUCCUGAGUGGGAAAAUCCCUUAUGGAGACUAUACAAAAACAAAACGACAGCUUAUGAGAAAAAUUAUUCACGAUGACCUACGACCAACGAUUCACAAAAAAUGCGGGUCGGAACUGAUGAAGCUUCUAACAGAAACCUGGAGCAAGGAUUCUAGGUUGAGACCUACUGCCACAGCAUUUCUAAGACUGUAUCAGAGGUGUUACUUAACCAGCCCAACACAUGCAAAGGAUAUACGUAUAAGUUCUGUUGCAAAGAGACUUUUUCUUGACACUAAAGAUUCUGGAUACAACAUCAAAUGUCUUCAUAUUCUACCAUCUGGCUAUCCUGUGAUAUCAUGCAUGCGGCAAACACCAGACUAUGUCUUGCACACGAAACUCCUUGUGUUCAAAUCUGACUCUGAGACAAUGACCUUACAUGAAAGCUCUUCAGACUCCAAUGAUCAGCAGGUUCACAUCUGCACAAGCUUUGCCACAAAUAGCGUCAUCUUUGCUCUAUGCUACGAAAUCGGAACUAAGGAGUACACAUUGAUGAAAUUUGACAUACGUGGCAAGAGCAUCGGAAAGGUCAACCUCGAAGGCUUAAGCCAGAAAUUGGAUACACUUCAUUAUCAUGGAAUCACCUGCGACAGAAGUGGUUUCAUCUACAUUAUAACAUGUCAGGCAAAACAGCCAAAGCAUGGUUUCUUAAAAUUCUCGUGUGUUGGAGAACCAUGUGGAGAGAUUACCCUUGACAGCAUCACCUCCCCAAAUUGGGUAGACAUCAAAAACAAUAUAUUGUGGGUUGCUAAACAUCAAGGGACAUGCAACCACAAAGGCAACAAUGUCAUCGGUGCAUUCGACCUUGAAGGCCAGCCUUUAGCUAGUUUAAUCAACCCAUAUUUAGUAUGCAAAUAUGAGCCGUUUCUUAAGAGUUUCUGCUUAGCCAUCUCUCCAAACGGAUUUUUGAUUGUGUCCGAUUAUAGUGGAACUCGGUUUGUUCUAAAUUACCAGGGAAAUGUAGUUUACGAUGACAUCCGUGCAAGUUCUAACGUUAUGUAUGGCAAUAUGGAGCUGAUUGGAAAACGAUACCUUGUGCAGCAGACAUGGAAUAAACAGGGAUACCCAGAUGUUAUCCAGUAUUACACACUCCUUGCGGAUUACAAAUUCUCAUAAGGAAUGUUAAUCUAUAAUGACUAUUUAAUGUUAAAGGUAAUUAAAUCAUAUAGUUUUUGUAUUUAACUAUAUUUCACGAGGGGAACCCUAAUGGCUAUAAGUUCUCGCCACUUCACAUAAUUAGUUUGACAUGGAGUCACUUGAAUCUUCAGACGAGGCGAUUUUUUAAAACCAUCAGAGCCAGCUGAAUAUACCUAGCUGAAUAGCGAAAAAU